Pelmatolapia mariae (spotted tilapia) is the source of this 3682-nucleotide messenger RNA. RefSeq names its product valyl-tRNA synthetase 2, mitochondrial (gene vars2). Gene Ontology annotation, cellular component: cytosol. Gene Ontology annotation, biological process: valyl-tRNA aminoacylation. The transcript is spliced from 29 exons. The record is from RefSeq and is a predicted model, not a curated record. The coding region runs from base 198 to 3422 and encodes 1074 amino acids. Gene Ontology annotation, molecular function: aminoacyl-tRNA deacylase activity; ATP binding; valine-tRNA ligase activity. Lineage: Eukaryota; Metazoa; Chordata; Actinopteri; Cichliformes; Cichlidae.
UUCCUGUUGUCCGUGAAGAUAUAAUAGCCCGUCAACAAACAGCACCAAACCAUACUGGAAAAUAGUUUUGUCACGGAUUUAAUUUUGUGUAAAGCUUCCAUACAAACGUCUCUCCUCAGGUUGGCAGGGACAAAGUAGUUACGUUACACGGCUGAAGCUGGCAUGUGUGGGCAUUCUAGCGUGUAAAGUUACCGAGGAUGUGGAGGACAGGUCCUGGUCCGAGUCUGAGGAGGGCAGCCAGACUCUGUUCCAGCACCCCACCAAAAGCUUCUCACACAAACUUCACUGCACGGCCCCGCGCCGAGAAGCAGAGGCGCAGACGAGUGCGGGAGGAGGGCAUCCUAUCGAGUCAGCAUGGUAGUGCUGAAGGUAAAGCAGUAAAGUGGAGUGAGAAGCAGAAGAUUGCUUACACUGCUCCUACACCUCCUGGGGCAAAGAAAGACACUAGCUCACCGUUCCCAUCUUGUUACAGUCCGGAGUAUGUGGAGUCCAGCUGGUAUCAGUGGUGGGAGAAAGAGGGAUUCUUCAGUCCUGAGCAACAUGAACGGCUGCCCCACGCUGUGGAUCAGACCUUCUCUCUGUGUAUUCCUCCACCAAACGUGACUGGUACUCUGCACCUGGGCCACGCUCUGACAGUAGCUGUAGAGGAUGCGCUGGUUCGAUGGAGGAGGAUGCAGGGCUGCAGAGUGCUGUGGGUUCCUGGAUGUGACCAUGCAGGUAUCGCGACGCAGACGGUGGUGGAGAGGAGACUGCUGAGGCAAACAGGGAAGCACAGACGAGACUUUACGAGGGACGAGUUUCUGGAGGAGGUGUGGAAGUGGAAGAAUGAGAAAGGAGACGAGAUCUACCACCAGCUGAGGAAGCUUGGAGCUUCUCUGGACUGGAGCAGAGCCUGUUUCACUAUGGACCCAGGUUUUAGCAGAGCUGUAACUGCAGCGUUUGUUCAACUGUGUGACUCUGGUCUAAUUUAUCGCUCAGAGGGUUUGGUCAGCUGGAGCUGUGCCCUGGAAUCUGCCAUCUCUGACAUAGAGGUGGAUUCGAAGGAGCUCUCCGGCCGGACCAUGUUGGCUGUUCCUGGCUAUGAAAACAAGGUGGAGUUUGGAACGAUGCUGAGCUUUGCGUACCCCGUAGAAGGCCACGACACCGAGGUGGUGGUCUCCACCACCCGUCCAGAGACUAUGCUGGGAGACGUGGCCAUAGCUGUUCACCCUGAUGAUCCUCGAUACCAGACUGUUCAUGGGAAGCACUGCAGACAUCCUUUCACCAACAGACUGUUACCCAUCAUCACUGAUUGUAUGGUGGACGUGGAGCUUGGAACUGGUGCAGUGAAGGUGACUCCUGCUCAUGACCACACAGACUUUGUCCUCUCACAGAGACACUCACUUCCACGCCUGACUGUGAUUGCUGGCGAUGGGACGAUGACAGGGUCCUGUGGACAGUGGCUGGAGGGAGUGAAGCGUUUUGAUGCCAGACAGCUCGUUGUGGAUGCUCUGGUUGAGAAAAGACUGUUCAGAGGAAGAAAAGAUCAUGCCAUGAGUUUACCCACCUGCAGCCGCUCAGGAGACAUCAUUGAACCUCUUCUAAGAAACCAAUGGUUUGUCCGGUGUGAUGUAAUGGCAAAAAAAGCUGUGCAGGCUGUCGAGGAAAGACGGCUGGAAAUCAUUCCUGAGUACUACACCAAGACAUGGAAGAACUGGCUGUCCAACAUCAGUGACUGGUGCAUAUCCAGGCAGCUCUGGUGGGGUCAUCAGAUCCCUGCCUACAAAGUGAUGCUUGCGAAUUAUGAGGGCCAACAAGAGGAGCAGUGGGUUUGGGGACACAGCGAGGACGAGGCCCGUCAGAGAGCUGCUGUCAAAUAUGGAUUGAAGCCAGAUGCCGUCACAUUGACUCGGGACCCAGAUGUCUUGGAUACAUGGUUUUCCUCUGCGCUCUUUCCCUUUGCCAUGCUUGGCUGGCCAGAUCAGACCGCUGACCUGCAGCAGUUUUACCCUAACUCUGUUCUGGAGACGGGCAGUGACCUCAUCUUUUUCUGGGUUGCCAGGAUGGUGAUGCUUGGAACAGAGCUGACCGGGCAGCUGCCCUUUAAACAGGUCCUGUUUCAUUCACUAGUGAGAGAUAAAUAUGGCAGAAAAAUGAGUAAAUCUCUGGGAAAUGUCAUCGACCCCUUAGACGUUAUACACGGAGUCUCUUUGGAGAGACUUCAAGGAAAAGUGAAGCAGGGGAACCUGGAUCCGAGGGAGCAGCUGGUUGCCAUGGAAGCACAGAGGAAGGACUUCCCCGUGGGGAUCCCAGAGUGUGGGACUGAUGCUCUGCGCUUUGCCCUUUGCUCUCACAGAAUGCAGGGAGGAGACAUCAGUCUGUCUGUCGCUCAGGUUCUGAGCUGCAGACACUUCUGUAAUAAGAUGUGGCAGACCUUAAGGUUCACACUGGGAGUGCUGAGUGAGAACGGAGCAACAGUGGAAACUAUAGCAAAGACAGCUCCUCUGAGCAGCAUGGACCGCUGGAUCUGCUCCAGACUCCACAGCACGGUUGGACAGUGUGAGCAGGCCUUUGAAGCUUAUGAGCUCCACGCUGUCACGUCUGCCCUGUACUCCUUCUGGGUCCACAGCCUGUGUGAUAUUUACAUGGAGUAUAUAAAGCCUCUGGUGACCCAGCAGGACCAGGAAGUCGUCCUCACAGCCGACGCAGAGCACAGUGGUGACGUGAGGCAGGCGGCCAUCGCUGUUCUCUAUCACUGUGUGUCUGUGUCCUUGGCCCUGCUCUCCCCCUUCAUGCCGUUCAUCACUGAGGAGCUGUGGCAGAGACUUCAGCCGUUCGCACCCGAAGCUGCUGCACAAACCAGCCUGUGUUUACAGCCGUACCCCCGCUCCGCUCAGUUGGAACACUGGCAUUUUGCCGAAGAGGAAAGAGAUUUCCUGCUGGUACAGGAAGUGAUCCGAGUGGCCCGUUCUUUACGAGCACAGUGUGGCAUAACCAAAGCAAAACCUGACAUGUGGGCAGUGUGUUCGCCCAGCCAGGCCGAGGUCCUCCUUCGCUUCGGGUCAGCAAUUAGGACUUUAAGCCGAAUCUCCGACCUUCACAUCUGCUGUUCUGACAGAGGCAGCAUCCCCCUGUCUGUACACUCCACUUCUCCACCCAAAACAAGCCUCGUUAGUGUGGUGGACCACACAUGUCAGCUACAUCUUCACUUUCAAAGUGGAAUGAACAUUGAGAAACAGAUCGUGCAGCUCUCUCAGCGCAAAGACAGGCUCGUCCCAAAGCUGGAUGAAAUCCUUGCCAGAGUCCGGUCUCCAAGCUACCUCACCAAGGUUCCUUCUCAUGUCAGGGAGCAGAUGGACAGUAAGGUGUCUGCUUUGGAGCAGGAACUGAAAACUGUUGAGGAUCAACUGAAAUUGCUGCAAGAGAUGCAAACAGCAGAAUAACUGAAGCCUUUACAGUAGCUGUGUGGACUGCUGGAGGAAAAAACGCUGCUGUUUCAUUAUUUAUAAUAUUAUCUGAGUCAAAAAUAUGAACUUUAUAUUACUGUAAUGGAGUUAUACACUGUAUAAGUACCAGUCCUGUCUGGCUCCAGGUGUUUUGAGCGUAGUGGAAGCAUCUGCAUUUGAUCUGUUGCUCUUAUUCCAAAAAUAUUGUCUUGUGUUCUGGCCUUUUAAAAACUCUGAUUUUAAAAUAACUUUUAUGA